This is a messenger RNA of Sorex fumeus (smoky shrew), 1271 nucleotides long. Its product is annotated as SEC14-like protein 4. Bases 57 to 1265 code for a protein of 402 amino acids. The record is from RefSeq and is a predicted model, not a curated record. NCBI's taxonomy places the organism in Eukaryota, Metazoa, Chordata, Mammalia, Eulipotyphla, Soricidae. Gene Ontology annotation, cellular component: cytoplasm. The transcript is spliced from 12 exons.
GCUGCCCGGCAGCACGUCGGACCGGCACUCCCGUGCCCACUGCGCGCGCGGGCACCAUGAGCGGCAGAGUCGGGGACCUGAGCCCCCAGCAACAGGAGGCGCUGGCCAGGUUCCGGGAGAACCUCCAAGACCUGCUGCCCACGCUGCCCCAUGCCGAUGACUACUUCCUCCUGCGCUGGCUCCGAGCUCGCAACUUUGACCUGCAGAAAUCUGAGAACAUGCUCCGAAAGCACGUGGAGUUCCGGAAGCAACAGGACCUGGACCACAUCCUCUCGUGGCAGCCCUCCGAGGUGGUCGAGCGGUACGACUCCGGCGGGCUGUGUGGCUAUGACUAUGACGGCUGCCCCGUGUGGUUCGACAUCAUUGGGACCCUUGACCCCAAGGGGCUGCUCCUGUCAGCCUCUAAGCAAGAGUUGCUCCGGAAGCGCAUCAAGGUCUGCGAGAUGCUUCUGCAGGAGUGUGAACGGCAGAGUCAGAGGCUGGGCAGGAAGAUCGAGACCAUGGUGAUGGUGUUUGACAUGGAGGGGCUGAGCCUGAGGCACCUGUGGAAGCCAGCGGUCGAGGUCUACCAGCAGUUUUUUGCCAUGCUGGAAGCGAAUUAUCCUGAGACGGUGAAGAAGUUAUUUGUCGUUAGAGCUCCUGCGCUGUUCCCUGUGGCCUUCAACCUGGUCAAGUCGUUCAUGAGUGAGGAGACACGGAAGAAAAUAAUGAUUCUGGGAGGCAACUGGAAGCAGGAGCUGGUCAAGUUCAUCAGCCCUGACCAGCUGCCCAUGGAGUUUGGGGGGACCAUGACAGACCCCGAUGGCAACCCCAAGUGCCUGACCAAGAUCAACUACGGGGGCGACGUGCCCAAGAGCUACUACCAGCAGAACCAGGUGAGAGUCCAGUAUGAACACAUGGCCACGGUGGGUCGCGGCUCAUCCCUGCAGGUGGAGCACGAGAUCCUGUUCCCCGGCUGUGUGCUCAGGUGGCAGUUCGCCUCGGAAGGGUCCGAUAUCGGCUUCGGGGUUUUCCUGAAGACCAAGAUGGGGGAGCGGCAGCGGGCCGGGGAGAUGACGGAGGUGCUGCCCAGUCAGCGCUACAAUGCCCACAUGGUGCCCGAGGACGGGAGCCUCACCUGCGCGGAGGCUGGCGUGUAUGUUCUGCGCUUCGACAACACCUACAGCCUGAUGUUUCCCAAGAAGGUCAGCUACACGGUGGAGGUGCUGCUCCCGGACAAGGCCUCUGCAGAGAAGCUCCACGAGGGGGGGGGCCCGGCCCCAUGAGGGCCC